AUGCGUCAACUGCUUUCCCUCAUUCUGGUUCUGGUCGCAUCGACCACCCUCGUCUCCAUCGUCUCCGCCGUCCCCGCCGGCUCCAGCAUCACUCCACCGCCACCCAUCGAACCGCUCCAGCUGUUGUCGCAGCCAUCUAGCCCUCGUCGGCCAUGGACCCGGCUCCGAGAUUGGGUAAUUGAAACGAUCUGGGGCAUCCCGAAACCCAGUUCUCCUCGCUCUUCCUUCAAGGAUGCCUCGCGCGACCGCUCGCCCCCGUCCCGAGUGCUGGCCCGCUACGGGAGCGAUGUCGUCCUUCGAUUCCACUUGCGUGACACCCAGGAGGCCGAGACCUUGGCCCAGGCCACCGACAUCCUCUUCUUGGAUGUGUGGGCGUCGACGCCGGAGUAUGUCGAUAUCCGCCUGGCAGAAGAAGUGAUUCCUUCGUUGCUAGGCUUAUUACCGGACUCCCUUCAGACCGCAUACACCCCUCUCAUUGAUAAUCUGGCCGAGAUGAUUUACACGUCAUACCCCAGCCGGCACCCGAUAGGACUUGAGCAUCCGGCCGGACUGGGGUCGUCUCGGCAUUCGUCGCAGGUGGGAGAUCUCUUCUUCCAGGACUACCAGCCCUUGUCGGUUAUUGUCCCCUGGAUGCGGUUGAUGGCCUCCAUGUUCUCGUCGCACGCUCAGCUGAUAAACGUCGGGGUGUCUUACGAAGGCCGCGAGAUCCCUGCUUUCCGGCUCGGGUCUGGACGCGGCGAUGGCUCCUCCAGGCCCCGCAAAACCGUGGUCAUCACCGGUGGAAGCCACGCGCGCGAAUGGAUCAGUACGUCCACAGUGACUUACGUCGCAUACAAUCUGAUCACCCGGUUCGGGAAGUCGCCCGCGGUCACUGGCCUGCUGGAGAACUAUGACUGGGUUCUGGUGCCUACCAUCAACCCGGACGGAUACGCCUAUACUUGGGAAUCGGACCGUCUGUGGCGGAAGAACCGACAGCCGACGAGCUUGCGAUUCUGCCCGGGCAUCGACCUGGAUCGGGCAUGGAGCUUCGAAUGGGACGGCGAGUCUACCCGCUCCAACCCUUGCUCGGAGAGCUACGCGGGCGACGAGCCCUUCGAAGCGACAGAGGCGCAGCAACUGGCCCAAUGGGCUCUCAACGAGACCGAGACCAACAAUGUCGAAAUCGUCGGUUUCUUGGACCUUCAUUCCUACUCGCAACAGAUCCUCUACCCGUUCUCCUACUCCUGCUCCUCCGUCCCGCCCACCCUCGAAAGUCUCGAAGAACUCGGCCUAGGCCUCGCCAAGAUCAUCCGACAGACCACCCACGAGAUCUACGACGUAACGUCCGCCUGCGAAGGCACCGUAACGCCCAUGGACCGCGGCGCGCUGAAAACCUUCUUCCCGGUCGGAGGCAGCUCCGGCGGCAGCGCCCUCGACUGGUUCUACCACCAACUGCACGCCACGUACGCGUAUCAGAUCAAACUGCGCGACCGCGGCAGCUACGGCUUCCUACUUCCGUCCACGUACAUCAUCCCCACGGGCAAGGAAAUCUACAACGUGGUCGUCAAGCUGGGUGAAUUCCUUGCGGGGGAGAAAGUCACCACCGACUGGGCGGGAGAAUACUUCCGAGACAUCGACAUCGACAUCAACCCCCCGGAAACCCCGGAGGAUACGAACACCACCACACCCCUCAAUUCAACCACAGAGACCACCUCCGACGCGGAGAAUGACCCCGAAGACGACGACGAUGAAGACUGGGCCGUUAUCGACUGGACCGAGGAACUCCACGCCUGGGACCUGUAA
Messenger RNA from Aspergillus steynii IBT 23096, 1782 nucleotides. Its product is annotated as M14 family metallopeptidase. The record is from RefSeq and is a predicted model, not a curated record. Lineage: Eukaryota; Fungi; Ascomycota; Eurotiomycetes; Eurotiales; Aspergillaceae. Gene Ontology annotation, biological process: proteolysis. The coding region runs from base 1 to 1782 and encodes 593 amino acids. Gene Ontology annotation, molecular function: zinc ion binding; metallocarboxypeptidase activity. The transcript is spliced from 2 exons.